AGAAAAAAGAAAAAAGAAAACAUCGUGGUAGAAUCUCCGCGUCUUCUUCUUCAGAAGCAAAGUGAGCACAAACCAAACCCUAGCACAGAUUCGAACCAAGAGCAAUCAACUGAGCUUCGAUCACUCGUUCUGAAUUGUUUGAUGAAUCAAUGGGUGCGAGUCGAAAGCUUCAGGGUGAGAUAGAUCGCGUUCUCAAGAAGGUUCAAGAAGGCGUUGAGGUCUUCGAUAGUAUCUGGAACAAGGUUUACGAUACGGACAAUGCAAACCAGAAGGAGAAAUUUGAGGCAGACCUCAAGAAGGAGAUUAAGAAGCUCCAGAGGUAUAGAGACCAAAUCAAGACUUGGAUUCAAUCCAGUGAGAUCAAGGAUAAGAAGGUUAGUGCCUCGUAUGAGCAGGCUCUGGUGGAUGCGCGGAAGCUAAUUGAGCGAGAAAUGGAAAGAUUUAAGAUCUGUGAGAAAGAAACUAAGACCAAAGCUUUCUCCAAAGAAGGCUUGGGUCAGCAGCCUAAGACCGAUCCAAAAGAGAAAGCAAAAUCAGAGUCAAGGGAAUGGCUAAACAAUGUGGUUGGAGAGUUAGAAUCUCAAAUUGAUAGCUUUGAAGCUGAGCUUGAAGGGCUUUCUGUCAAGAAAGGAAAGAACAGGCCACCCAGAUUGACACAUCUAGAGACAUCAAUUACUCGGCACAAGGCUCAUAUAAAGAAAUGUGAAUUCAUUUUGAGGCUGCUAGACAAUGAUGAAUUAAGUCCUGAGGAGGUUAAUGAUGUCAAAGAUUUCUUGGACGACUAUGUAGAGCGUAAUCAGGAGGAUUUUGACGAGUUCGAUGACGUUGAUGAACUAUACAGUUCAUUGCCUUUAGACAGGGUGGAGACUCUAGAAGAUCUUGUUAUGAUUCCCCCUGGUCCUGUUAAGGUGGCACCUGUUCUUAGCUUGAAGACUACAUUGACAGCAUCAGCAUCACAAUCAGCGUCAGCAUCUGCAUCACAAACUUCUGAGCAAGCUGAUGACGCAGCAUCACAGGAUAGCAAUUCUGACAUUGUUGCUAAAACUCCACCUCCUAAAAGUAGUGGGAUUAGUUCUGCUCCAUCAACUCCUGCGGGGAACCAUACUACUCCUGUGUCUGUGAAUGUUGCUGGUCAAUUGCCCGGUGCACCAGCUGCUGCAGUCCUGUCUGGUUCAAUUUCUGUUCGGAAUAUCUUGGAGAAUGUUGCUGUUACCAAUUCUUCACCUACUCACCAGUCUACCCCUACAAAGGAAGAAGAGAUUAAUAACUUCCCUAGCAGAAGACCAUCUCCAUCGCUUUCUGAUGCAGCACUUGUGAGGGGCAGAAACAGCCUGUCAAAUCCAGCAACUUCUGGCAUCACUCUCGGUCCUGGAAGUAUGGUUCCCAACAAUGUGGCCCUUGGUUCAGUCCCUUCAGCCUCAGAAAUAACUAAGAGGAAUAUAUUGGGAGCUGAUGAUAGACUUGGGAGUAGUGGAAUGGUGCAGCCUCUUGUGUCCCCGUUAAGUAAUAGAUUGAUCUUGCCUCAGGUUGCUAAGGCUAAUGAUGGAAUGUCAGCUGACUCUAGUACUGUUAAUGAAGCUGCAGCUGUAUCGGGGAGAGUUUUCUCCCCUUCUGUGGUUCCUGGCAUGCAAUGGAGACCUGGAAGUCCCUUUCAGAAUCAGAACGAUGCAGGGCAGCUUCGUGCAAGAACUGAAAUUGCUCCUGAUCAGAGGGAAAAAUUUCUGCAGAAGUUCCAGCAAGUGCAGCAACAAGGGCCUAGUACCCUUCUUAACAUGCCUUCUCUUGUUGGAGGAAAUCACAAGCAGUUUUCAGCCCAGCAGCAAAAUCCACUUCUGCAGCAGUUUAACACUCAAGGAUCAUCUGUUUCUUCUCAAUCCGGUAUGGUACUUGGAGUCCAGUCCCCGAGUCUCAGUAGUAUUUCUCCUGCCUCAAUACAGCAGCCACCCAAUUCUGCUCAUUCCCCAUCCAGUCAACAGCCAUUGAUUCCGGGUGUUGCUAAAGAUGCAGAUGUUGGCAAUUCUAAGGUUGAGGAACAGCAGCAACAUCAGAAUUAUGCUGAUGAGUCAACAGCGGAAUCUCCUUCUAGCAAUGGGAUUGGCAAGAAUCUUGCAAUUGAAGAUGAUUUGAAAUCAGCAUAUGCUGUAGAUUCACCUGCAGGAGUAUCUGCCUCUCUUCCAGAAUCUGCUCAAACUUCCAGAGAUAUAGAUUUGUCUCCUGGACAACCAUUACAAUCCAAUCAACCUACUGGUAACCUUGGUGUCAUUGGAAGAAGAAAUGGUGCUGAGCUUGGAGCCAUCGGUGAUAGUUUUAGUGGAUCGAGUGUCAAUUCUGGUGGAGUGCGUGAUCAGCUAUAUAAUUUACAAAUGCUCGAGGCAGCACAUCACAAAAUUCCUCUAGCUAAAGACUCAGAACGUCCUAGGACUUAUACUCCUAGGCACCCAACAAUUACACCUCCUACCUAUCCUCAAAUACAGGCACCUAUAGUUAAUAAUCCUGCCUUUUGGGAGAAAGUGGGACAGGAACCAUUCGGCACCGACACCUUGUUCUUCGCAUUUUAUUAUCAACAGAACACAUACCAACAAUAUUUGGCUGCAAGGGAGCUAAAGAAGCAGUCUUGGAGAUACCACCGAAAGUAUCAUACAUGGUUUCAGCGACAUGAAGAACCCAAAGUUGCUACCGAUGAAUUUGAGGAGGGAACAUAUGUGUACUUUGAUUUUCAUAUUGCAAAUGAUGACCUGCAACAUGGAUGGUGUCAAAGAAUCAAGACUGGAUUCACUUUUGAGUAUAAUUAUCUUGAAGAUGAGCUUGUUGUAUAGAUGAUAACAUCUAUAGUAGCAAUGUGUCUUCUUUUGUUAUUAUGUUCCGUUGUCUUGUGCACAUUUAGUUUCAAUGAAUAUUUUCCUAUUAGACUGAUAAGAUAAUUAUUUUAUCUUCCUAUCAAAUGUAAUAUACCAAACUUAAAAGAUGAAAAAAGUCAUUAAUUUAAUUUUGUUUAGUUAGUA
Molecule: messenger RNA, 3002 nt
Organism: Lotus japonicus
Lineage: Eukaryota; Viridiplantae; Streptophyta; Magnoliopsida; Fabales; Fabaceae
Exons: 16
Coding region: 150-2816 (888 amino acids)
Biological process (GO): nuclear-transcribed mRNA poly(A) tail shortening; regulation of DNA-templated transcription
Cellular component (GO): CCR4-NOT core complex; P-body; nucleus
Source: RefSeq, a predicted model, not a curated record